Molecule: messenger RNA, 1595 nt
Organism: Suillus subalutaceus
Lineage: Eukaryota; Fungi; Basidiomycota; Agaricomycetes; Boletales; Suillaceae
Product: chaperonin 10-like protein
Exons: 11
Coding region: 379-1506 (375 amino acids)
Biological process (GO): D-sorbitol catabolic process
Molecular function (GO): L-iditol 2-dehydrogenase (NAD+) activity; zinc ion binding
Source: RefSeq, a predicted model, not a curated record
UUAGGUUUGGACAGGAACACCCAUGACGGUCAACUUGAAGUUACAGCUAUGCGUUGCAUGCAGUACCGUAUAGUCAUGCAGUGAAUGUAAAUAGUAUAUCAGCUAUUCCUCGUUGCAAGGACCAUCCAUCAUGACCAGAAAAGCCAAAAAAAAACUGCAGCUGCACAUGCUCGAGCUUUCCGUCACAAGCAAGAAGCACCAUCCAGCGGAACUUAUCCUAACCAAGCUAGUACCAACUCAGUACUCACCGGUGAUCCCAUUUUUCCCCAUUCGUUAUCACCGUACUCCCGAGUCUUCGCAGAUCUAGACACAGGUGGGCCCGGAAACCAGUCAUCUUCCCAGCCUGCCCCCCAACCUCCGCAGGCUGUUCUGUUCAUCAUGUCUGACAACCCAUCAUUCGUGCUCAAGGGCAUCCUGGAUGUUGAGAUCCAGCAAAAGCCCGUUCCAGAGAUUGACGCCAAUGAGGUCCUCGUGGAAGUGAAGAAGACUGGAAUUUGUGGCACAGACGUGCACUUUCUUGUCCAUGGAAGGGUCGGUGAUUUUAUUGUAGAGAAACCUAUGGUGCUAGGUCACGAGUCAGCAGGCGUGGUCUCGAAAGUUGGUCCCAGCGUGACCAAUGUCAAAGUGGGUGACCGAGUGGCUAUGGAACCUGCCGCAACAUGCCGCAAGUGCGAAGCUUGCAAGGAGGGUCGCUACCAGAUUUGCCCCGACAUUGUCUGUGCUGCUACUCCUCCUACAGACGGCACUCUCGCCCGUUACUACCGCCUCCCGUCUGAUCUCGCUUACCCACUUCCACCAAACCUCAGUCUCGAGGAUGGAGCAAUGAUGGAACCUCUUUCUGUGGCAGUCCAUGCUGUCUCGACACUCGGUGCUUUGCGGUCAAACCAGUCUGUCGCCAUCUUUGGUUGUGGACCGGUUGGACUUUUGUGCAUGGCCGUCGCGAAAGCUCUGGGCGCUUCCCGCAUUAUUGCUGUUGAUAUCAUUGCUGACCGCCUCGAAUUUGCCAAAGCAUACGCUGCAACCGACAUCUUCUUACCUCCUUCUAUGGAUAAGGGCGAGUCGAGGGUCGGGUUCUCGAUGCGUAAUGCCCAGGCAAUGAAAGAGAAGCUCUGCAUCGCUGAGCAUGGACCUCGGGCAAUCGACUUGGUUUUGGAUGCUUCUGGCGCAGAGGUCUGUAUUCAGACAGGUAUCCGGAUUGCCAAGAGUGGUGGUACCUUCGUCCAAGUCGGCAUAGAUAACCCCGAUGUCACCAUUGACAUGUUUGCUGUCCUUUGCAAGGAGCUUGUCCUCAAGGGUUCCUUCCGAUAUGGACCUGGCGACUACCCUCUCGCCAUCGCCCUUGUUGCGUCAGGCAAGGUCGACCUCAAAUCCCUGGUGUCGCACCGUUUCCCAUUCACGCAGGCAGGUGAAGCAUUUGAAAUCACUCGCAACGGCAAGAGUCCCGAUGGCAAGGGGGUCAUCAAGAUCAUGAUCUCCGGCCCUGACGUCGACAUCAACGAGGUUUGAAAACCACAGGAUUUAUCACGGACGGCACGCCCAGGCGGAUUUUCUGUUGUUGUGUUGUUGUUUUGAUCGCAUUGAAAGUGGAUCCAAGG